CAGAGGGGGCUGUCGGAGGAAUUCGGCUGGAGGAAUUGUUCAGGACCAGAAAGCAAGCAAACUCUACAUCUGAUUUCACUGUCGGCCUCGUUGAUUCUUCCUCUGGUUCAGAUUAGUGUGUUGCCUUUAAAGUAGGAAGGCCGUUUUUAAACAGCACCCUGCUUGUUUUAUAGCAAAAUAAAACGCUUUGGUGCCUUGGCAACAUUCUUCUGUGACAGCAAAUCGGAAUCUCCACCAUCCUUUAUUCUCCAUUUCACUGCACAAGGGGAAUCUUGAAAGAAGAUGCAGAGGUUGAAGGUUAUGCUCAGUCUUACCUUGUUUGCGCUCUGCUUGACUUUAUCAUGCUUUCACGACGUGGAAGCAUCCGGCAUCAUCAGGCCUGGGAAGCCCACCAAAGGUCUCAGAAGGCAAUCAGCUGCUGAUAAUGAGCAGAGAAAAGAAUUACAGUCAGAAGACACUCAGUUGGACGAGCCCAGUGCAGAUGUGGAGGGGAAAAAUGAGAAGCCGAGCAGUAAAAAGUCACCUGAAGAGCUCCUAGCAGAUAAGGCAAAGAAAGCAGCAGAGAAGGAAGCCAAAGCAAAGAAACCAAAAGCCCCCAAGCCCACCAAGGCUCCCAAGCCUCCGAAACCAACAAAGAAGCCUAAACCAACUAAAAAGCCCAAACCACCAAAACCAACCAAAAAGCCCAAACCACCAAAACCAACCAAGAAACCCAAACCUCCCAAACCAACCAAGAAACCCAAAGUCGUCAAGGCCACCCCAAAGUAUGAAGAAAAGCUGUCAAAGGAAGAGGAGGAGGAAAAAUUUCACACCGAGCUUGGAUUGGACAAAUAUGAAGUUACAGAGUUGGAUCUCCUGCCUAAAAUCAAUGAGACCAACCCCAUCACAGAGGACCCCAGCAUCUAUUUACCCAUUCCAGAGGAGACUACAGCCACACCAUUUGUACCCCCCUGGUAUGAAGAGUUCGAUUAUUCUGACUUGGCAGCAAAGAAGCUGGAGGAGGAGAUGGAGAAACAGCGGAAAGAGAAGGAGGAGAAGGCUGAAAAACUCAGGAAAAAAUGGGAGGAGGAGGAAGAAGAGAGAAGAAAGCAAACUCCUGUUUAUGUCGAACCCAAAAAUUGUCCUCCAUUGGGCAUGGAAUCCCAUCGUGUGGAUGAUGACCAAAUUUCGUCGUCCUCUACAUCCAAUCUUGGAUUUGCAGCCCAGAGAGGCCGUUUGAAUAUGCAGGCCUCGAAUAAUGAGGAAGAUGUUUACGGAGGGGCCUGGUGUGCAGACACUGAAGAGAAAGAACACUGGUUUCAGCUGGAUUGCAGGCGAGAGGUGGAGUACACCGGGAUCAUAACUCAGGGCAGGGACUCCGAUACACACGACGACUUUGUUUCAUCAUAUUUUGUGGCCUUCAGUAAUGACUCUCGUGAAUGGACAGUGCUUCAUGAUGGCUAUGCUGAAUGGCUUUUCUACGGCAAUGUUGACAAAGACACUCCAGUGAAGACACAGUUCUCACAGUCUGUGGUUGCACGAUACAUUCGAAUCCUGCCCCAGAGCUGGAAUGGCAGUCUGUGCAUGAGGCUGGAGGUGCUUGCCUGCCCCCUGCCAAAUAGUUACCCAACAGAGAAUGAUGUCACUCCCACUGAUGACUUGGAUUACAGACAUCACAACUACAAGGAGAUGAGGCAGAUGAUGAAAGUGAUAAAUGAAGAGUGCCCUAAAAUCACUAAAAUCUACAACAUUGGCAAGAGCUUUCAAGGGCUAAAGAUGUAUGCAAUGGAGAUCUCGGACAACCCAGGAGAGCAUGAGAUAGGCGAGCCAGAAUUUCGCUACACUGCAGGUCUGCAUGGGAACGAAGUUCUAGGCAGAGAGCUCCUUCUACUGCUCAUGCAGUUCCUCUGCAAAGAGUACAAUGAUGACAACCCUCGAGUGCGACGCCUGGUGGAGGGCGUGCGCAUCCAUAUAGUGCCCUCACUCAACCCAGAUGCUUACGAGCUGGCUUAUGAAAUGGGCUCAGAAAUGGGAAACUGGGCGCUGGGGCACUGGACCCAGGAAGGUUACGACAUUUUCCAGAACUUUCCUGACCUUAAUAGCAUCUUGUGGAGUGCAGAAGACAGGGGCUGGGUUCCUCGAAUUAUACCAAACCACCAUAUCCCCGUACCCGACAACUUCCUGAAUGGCUCGGUGGCUACAGAGACAAAAGCCAUCAUCUCCUGGAUGCAACGAACACCCUUUGUCCUGGGAGCAAACCUGCAGGGAGGUGAGAAUCUUGUGACAUACCCAUUUGACAUGCAGCAUCCACCCCAGGUCACUGGCACAGGUGGGCAUCCGAACUACAACAUGAACGCAGAGACAUGGGCCCGGAUACAGAGGCAAAACGAAGGUGCUCUACGCGAGACACCAGACGAGAACAUGUUCCGCUGGCUGGCCAUGACCUACGCCCACAGCCACCUCACUAUGACAGAGACUCAGCACAGCUUAUGCCACAGUGAUGAUAUCACUGGUGGCCAGGGUAUCAUUAAUCGGGCAAGCUGGAAACCUGUUGUAGGCAGCAUGAAUGAUUUCAGUUACCUUCACACGAACUGCUUUGAAAUAUCCAUCUUCCUGGGAUGCGACAAGUUUCCGCAUGAAAGUGAGCUGCCUUUGGAGUGGGAGAGAAACCGCGAAGCUUUGCUUGCUUUCAUCGAGCAGGUUCACCGUGGCAUCAAAGGUGUGGUAAAGGACACUGAUGGAAAUGCUAUUGCAAAUGCUACAAUAUCAGUGGAGGGCAUUAGACAUGACGUCAAAACAGCUUCCACUGGUGAUUACUGGCGCCUUCUAAACCCAGGCGAGUAUCGUGUGACUGCAAGAGCUGAAGGUUACACAUCGCAGACUCGCUUGUGCAUGGUAGGCUACGAGGCAGGUGCGUCACGAUGCAGCUUUGCGUUAACCAAGUCUAACUGGGCCCGAAUUAGAGAGAUCAUGUCUCAGAGUAAGAACAAACCAGUCCGUGUGGUCACAAGGACCCAGACUGGAAGCACAAGCAAUGCUGAUCCAAAUAAAACUAACCUGCCUGUUGGGGGAGGCAGUGAGCGUCUACGACGUCUGCGUAUGUUGCGUCUGCGCAGGCUGCGUAUGCAGAGGCUGAGAGGCAAGAUGACCACUACUGUAGUGCCGACCUCCACCACAACAACCACCACCACCACAACAACCACUCCAUUUCCCACCAGCACCACAGAGCUGAUGACGGAGACCACUGACUCAUGGUUCGACUCGUGGUUUGUAACAGACAACACAGACACCGCAGAUACUUUGGAGUUCGAGCUCCCGGAGACGGAACCAACACGAGACUACACCUUUGAGUAUAAAAUAGAUGAUUAUUGAGCACAUGAUAGAUCCCACCUCAGCAGUACUGCAGCUUAUACCUUUAUUUUCUAUGGACAUUCACUCUGUGGAACAGAGUGCGUCAACAUUUUUUGGAUAUUGUUCUUAUCAGAUUUAACAAAUCCUAUAUAAAUCUAAGUCUACCUUGUGUUCAACUUACAGAAGUGCACUCUUUUUUUAUAUUGUCACGUUUUUAUAAUAAAAAUGCCUGGAUUACA
Messenger RNA from Silurus meridionalis, 3569 nucleotides. It is a transcript of the gene aebp1a, whose product is annotated as AE binding protein 1a. Lineage: Eukaryota; Metazoa; Chordata; Actinopteri; Siluriformes; Siluridae. Bases 283 to 3351 code for a protein of 1022 amino acids. The transcript has 18 exons. Gene Ontology annotation, biological process: negative regulation of transcription by RNA polymerase II; proteolysis. Gene Ontology annotation, molecular function: RNA polymerase II transcription regulatory region sequence-specific DNA binding; metallocarboxypeptidase activity; zinc ion binding. The record is from RefSeq and is a predicted model, not a curated record.